Pocillopora verrucosa is the source of this 1377-nucleotide messenger RNA. NCBI's taxonomy places the organism in Eukaryota, Metazoa, Cnidaria, Anthozoa, Scleractinia, Pocilloporidae. The record is from RefSeq and is a predicted model, not a curated record.
AGGAAACAUACAGAAGAAGUGUCGCCAUUAAUUCCAUUUCAUAUUUUGUUAACGUCUCAGGAAGCAUCUCAUUUAUUUCAUUUUAGCACAGCAAUAAGCAUGGCCGAAGCUGAGGGAGAAGAACAGCUUCUUCUUCCAAAUGAACGAACAUAUUUGGGCUUGCGGCGUAACAGACAGCCGCAGGAUGUCAAUGGAUGCUACCGAUUUUUAUUGAAAAUUGUCGAAAUCACUUUCUGUAUACUUGGAUUAUGGAGUUACCGGGCUUGGAACUGCAUCCCACGAGUACUAGUCAGUCUAAUUUGUAUUUAUCAAGCUGUUUACGAUUUCUAUGUCGUGUUAGGUUGCCACGGUUUUGAUUGCAGUUUCUUACAAAAUUCAACGGAUUCUAAGAAGCCCUCUCAUCACAAGGAUGAUCGUCAUGUUGCAAACGCUGUUUACAGGAUAGUCUCAUUGGCAGCAGUGGUUUCUUACCUCUUCUUUAUCCGUUGUUUCAUCGUAGCAAAGCACAAAAACUCAGCUAUGGUCGCACCGUCUGAAUUAUUGAUGGAAGAUCUUACCAGAACGGACUGCCAGUGGUUGUGUCUUAUUUUCAUUUUAAUAACAAUUUUGUAUCUAAGCUCGGUGGCUGUGUUUUACGCUAUUAUAUGGAUAAGUCAGCCAAAAGAUUCCUAUUUCACCAUUCUUGCCACCGGAGUAGGAGCCCAGUUUUUCGCGCAGUGGACAGCAAUAACAACUUGUCACGUGUUUGGCGUUAGUUCCUUUGCAGUAGGAACUUAUGCAGAGGACACGCUGAGGCACAUUGAACAGAUUGAAGAACAACAUAGAAGCCUCGACAAGAUCAUAACAUUACACCAGGGACUCUGCACAGUUGUUUUCAACACAGUGUCAUCCUACAGUGUCUGGUUUGUAGUGCACUGGGUCAGUUAUGGAGUAGGAGUUGUUCUGUCUGUAAUUUACAUAUCUAAAGAAAUACUCUUCAGAAGCAAGUAUGACACUCCUAUAAUAAACCUGGUGUACCUUGCCUUAUUCUUUGCCUGCAAUAUCUAUUUAUUCCUUGUUCCAUGCAUCUUCGCUGCAAGAAUCACAAGCAAGUGCAGAGGAGUGUACGAGAAAAUCAACUCCAUCACAUCUGCGAACUGGGACGUGGAUGGCCAUCCAUUCAGGGAUCGUCAAAACAUCGCUCUCUUCAUUUCAUACGCUAAGGACAGUGGUUGUGGAUUCAAAAUCGGUAGAAUCACCUUCAGCACCUCAUUGGCCUGGCUAUCCUUUUUCUUUGGACUAAUAGGUUUAUUGUUUCACUUUUUUUAAGUUUACCCGACUUACGCGCCAAUCACUCAAUUUGGUGAAAUAUCGGAAGGCGUUAAACAAGUUUGCAAA